Messenger RNA from Lycium barbarum (goji berry), 2505 nucleotides. RefSeq lists its product as uncharacterized. The coding region runs from base 1 to 2505 and encodes 834 amino acids. NCBI's taxonomy places the organism in Eukaryota, Viridiplantae, Streptophyta, Magnoliopsida, Solanales, Solanaceae. The record is from RefSeq and is a predicted model, not a curated record. The transcript is spliced from 3 exons. Gene Ontology annotation, molecular function: nucleic acid binding; RNA-DNA hybrid ribonuclease activity.
AUGAUUCCUAAAGUGGAAAAUCCGCAAUUUUUCUCCGACCUCAGGCCUAUUAGUUUAUGCAACGUUACUAGCAAAAUCAUCUCAAAGCUUAUCAAUACCAAACUUGCUUCCAUACUUCCAAACAUCAUUUCUAAAAACCAGAGUGGCUUUAUUAAAGGAAGAAUGAUAUCGGAAAGUAUUCUCUUGGCUCAGGAAAUAAUCAACAAUAUGAAUAAGCCCAACAACGGAGGAAACCUAGUUAUCAAGCUUGACAUGGCCAAAGCCUACGAUAAGGUGUCAUGGCCUUACCUCUGUGCUGUACUUAGAAAACUUGGCUUUGAUGAAAAAUUGGUGGAUUUGGUGUUCAGAUUCAUUUCCAAUAAUUGGUACUCAUUAGUCCUCAAUGGUGGCAGAUAUGGCUUCUUCAAAUCAGAAAAUGGACUUAGACAGGGAGACCCUUUAUCCCCUUCCCUUUUUGUUCUUAGUGCUGAAUUACUAUCUGUUUUACUUAACAAAUUACAUGAUGAUCUGAAUUUUAGGAAUUUUUAUAUUCAUAAGAAUGGUCCUAAGAUUAACCACCUUUGUUUUGCAGAUGAUGUUAUUCUUUUCACAAGUGGUAACAGGAAAUCUUUAAAAAGGAUCAUGCGGGUGCUGAGAACUUAUGAAGAAGCUUCUAGUCAAAUAGUUAACAAGCAUAAAAGUUCCAUAAUUCUCCAUCCGAAAGCUAGUUCAAGAAGGACAAACCGAGCUGCUAGACUAACUGGAAUGAAAAAAGAAUCCUUCCCCUUCCAGUACCUUGGUAGCCCACUUUAUUUGGGAAGAAAGAGAAUUUCCACCUUCUCUGGUAUGAUAGAUAAAAUCUUGGCAAGAACUAGGGGUUGGAAUAAUAAAUUUCUUUCAACUGGAGGUAAAAGUAUCCUUUUAAAACAUGUCCUUCAAGCCAUGCCCUCCCAUUUACUUGCUGUUAUGCACCCUCUCUCUACAGUUUUUGAGAUCAUUGAAAAAGAAUUCAAUAGAUUUUUCUGGAGUGGUGUUGAUGGUGCAAAAAGACAACACUGGGCAUCCAGGGAUAAUUUAUCUUUUCCCUAUACUGAGGGAGGAGCUAAUUUCAGGAAGCUCAUGGAUAUUUGUAAAGCCUAUAGUGCCAAACAAUGGUGGAGAUUUAGGACUCAAGACUCUCUGUGGAGUCAAUUUCUCAAAACUAAAUAUAGUCCUGAUCCCAUCAUGUCACUGUUAAAUGGAGGAGUGGUCAAUCCCACAACUGGAAAUCCAUGGCUGACAUCAAAGAAAAAGUGGAGAAGGCUAUUUUCUGGAAUAUUGGUAGAGGCAAUGUCUCUUUUUGGGACUGUCCCCAAUUGGAGUGUCAUUAGAGAUGCCUUUAACAGACAAAACUGGUACUGGAAUGCAUGUGGGGAUGUACCUGAUAACAUCAAAGAUCACAUUCUUCAUAUGAAUCUCAAAUUUUACGAUGAAGAGGAUAAACCAUGCUGGAUGAAAACAAACUCAGGCAACUUUUCGACAGGAAGUGCAUGGAAUUUCUUGAGGUCACCUAGAAGGGAGGUUCCUUUUAUGAGCAAAUUGUGGAACAAGAUAAUACAACCUGAAACUUUAAAUCAUAUUUUUCUUGACGGACCACUUGCGGCUGCUGUAUGGAACCACUUUGGUUGCCAAUUUGGCAUUCCUAGCCAUUUCAAUUCCUUGCAGCUUGCCCUUGAUACUUGGUGGAAUUCAAGACCUUCUAAUCCUAUUAUUGCUUUUCUCUUCAAAAUUUGCCCUAUAAUCAUUACUUGGUUUUUGUGGAAAACAAGAUGCAGUGGUAAAUAUGGCAGUAAAAAACCUUUCUUGCCCAGAAUUCUUUAUCAGAUCUCCCAAAAUAUUUUAAAUAUAGUAAGACUUCAGUUUCUUAAUUUUAAAUAUGACUUAUCUUGGAUGGAACUAACUUGCCUUCUUGAGAAAAAAAUGGCUUUUAAAGUGUGCAGGACAGUCUUCUGGAAGAGACCAGCCAUUAACUUUCUCAAAAUUAAUAGCGAUGGAAGUCACAAGGAUGGAUCCAGUGGUGGAGGAGGUGUGAUAAGAGACUCUCAAGGGAAGAUGAUCAUGGCAUACUCCAUCCCAUUUGACGAGGUUUCCAACAAUGUGGCCGAAGCCAAAGCUCUUCUUUUUGGCAUCCAAUGGAGCAUUCAAAAUGGGAUAAAUUCAUUGGAAUUGGAAACUGAUUCCAUGAUCCUUGCAGCAUGGGUUAAAGAUGUAUUCAAGAUCCCUUGGCAAGUUGACGCAAUUAAAAGAGCUUUGACUGGCACUUCUUGGUCGAUUAAGCACUGUUUUAGAGAAGCUAACAAGGUGGCGGACACUCUUGCUUCAUUGAGCCACUCGUUCCAGACCAACAAGCUUUACAACAAUUUUGAUGAUCUCCCCCUAAAGGUCAAAGGUCUGAUCAAUCUGGACAAAGCAGGUUUUCCAAACUUUCGGGUAAGGAACAAAAAAGCUAAAGAAAUCAAUCUUAGUGAUGUGGUACAUAAUGUAUAG